This is a messenger RNA of Striga asiatica, 567 nucleotides long. NCBI's taxonomy places the organism in Eukaryota, Viridiplantae, Streptophyta, Magnoliopsida, Lamiales, Orobanchaceae. The record is from the annotation of a GenBank genome assembly.
AUGUUCUGUAAUUGGUACGAGGAUCAGCCACGCGGUGGGCAGGGGAUUGUCCCAGACCCGAUCUCUGCGCAUCCAGGGCUCAUUGGGCCCGAUCUCCACACAACCCGGGAUCGCCGAGCCCGUCUGCGGUGUCGGUUGGCCGACAUUGGCAUUGGUCAGGCCGCCGCCAACGAUGGCUCCGCCUCCGAGAUAUUGUACUUCACUUUAAAUUCAUUGAGACGUAAAGCAUGUAAUACGAGAAUUAGUCUUACUGUUAGAAACAGGGGUUGCCAGGAAAGUGGGUUUCAUGUCUCCGGCCAUGAUGACCAGAAACUUCUCCUCGAAGACCGGCGGCGCCUUGUCGUCGGAUCCGCCGUCUCCUUUCUCUCCGCCGCGCUCGACGUCUCUCUCGUUGCCGUCGCCGGAGAGCUUCAAGUAGGAGCAGGCGAGUAUAAGCAGGGCGAAGGCUAUGAGCCCCAGCAUCGCCGCCAGGCCGCCGAAGAGGUACGGCACCGGAGAGUGCCACGGAGACAUCGGGGCGGCCGCCGGAGGCGUGAAUUUCGCCCUGGAGGCGCCGGCGGCGGAUAA